GGCUGAAUGCAAUGAAGUUUUGGUCUUGGGGGACGUCCAGACUUUGCCGAUCUUUAAGCUUUAAACCAUCCAGUAAGGUAAUUGAUUUAGUCAUUUAGGACGAUCUAACUACAAAGGCGCCCAUGGAGGUCUUUGUAAUAGCGAAAUGCAUAAGCCUGUCCCAGUCCCUUAUUAGGACCAUUUUCAUUAAAUGAUAUCCACACUCCACACUCCCACCCCUCUCCCCUGGUUUAUAAGAUUUUUUGGGACAUGCUAAGAUUUAGGGCCUCUUUACAUGGAGGUGGGGGAACCCAGGAAGGUGAGAUAGCCCACUAAGAUGGAGUAACCCUCCUGUCCAUAUAAUCUCUCAUUUUAAUUUGAUUAUGUUUACAUGAUAGGCGGGGUGACUUGUCACAUGUUACCUCACCUAUCUGGGGUCCCCCACCUCCAUGUAAACAGGCCCUUAGAAAGAGUCUUCAUAUACCAGUAUUUGAGGUUUAAAAUAUUUCUUAUCUUUUAUCCUCUUUGUGGAUCUGAUUCUAUAAAAACAGGAAAGACAGUUUAUUGACUGGAAAAAGGUAGUUUUAAAAGCAGGAGAUGGUGGAAAUGGAUGUGUGCACUUCAGAAGAAAAAAGUGAGUUGUACUGUAAAACGUACAGACAUUAUUAUAUCUGAUGUUACAUUUUAUUUGAAGCUCUAGCAUCAAAGAUAGCGAGUCGAAUAUAAGGACACUUUGCCCAAAAAAAAGUCAUUGGUUCCAAUGGAAAUCUUUUUAAUAUUUCUUUAACACUUUAUUUGAAUGAGUCAAACACUGCUGAAAAUUGUAUCCUUCUUGUACCAUAAAGAUAACUGGAAACCUAUUUUAGGUUUAAAUUUCAUUGUCUGUUACAGCUGUUUCGGAUAACAGGCGACCUGCAUUGUCAAAAACAUUUCGGGAUUUUGGGUUUUUCUUUGACGUCAAUCAAACCAUUACCAUAGCACCUAAUCAUUAAGGCAGCAAUAUCAAGCUGAAGCUUCAAAAUUUAAUGUUGGCCUGAAUGUACCAAUUUGUUUUCACCCUCCUAUAUCUGUGUUUCUUCUGGAUUUGGAAGUUCUAUAGGAACAAGCUAAGUUCACCUUGGGAAUCUGAACUUGCCAUGUUUUAGUAAGAAGGUAAGAAAACUUGAGAGUUAAAACGUGAAUACACGCGAACUCUGAAGUUCAAAAGCAACAAACCUUGAAACACAGAAAUACACAAAAGGGAUCAAAAUCCACCAAUCACAAAUCACAAACCAUGACCUGUUGAACCCGGUGAAGUAAACUUCUGUUUCCUAAGAGGUCCGGUGCAAAAGCGCAUAGCCUUCAGAUUUUGUUUGACGUCACGGAAAAACUCAAAAUCCAAAGACAUAUUUGACAUCCCAGGUCGUGUGUUAUCUGAAACAGCUGUAAUGUUUAACUUACUAGAUUCCAACCUAAAGCUGGCCCUGACGGUGGUGAUGGGGGCCGAGGUGGGAACAUUGUGCUGGUUGCAGACCAUGCUGUGAAAGAACUCGCCCAUCUUCCAAAGCACACAAAGGCAGAAAAUGGUGGAGCUGGCAGGGGAGAAAAUUGCAAAGGCAGAAAUGGUUCUGAUCAGAUAUUUGAGGUAAAAUAAAAAGAGUAGAAGAAAACUUACUGAGUGUGAGACUGGGAUGGUGUUGCAGCGAAUAAAUUACUGCUAGCAGUUCUUUUAUUGGAUCUUAUUAUUGAAUUUAUUGACACAGAGAUUGGCAGAAAUGCUGACCCACCUUCCCCACGCAUGCUGUGGGAGAACUGCCAAGUGGUUUCCAGCCAACAGCUACCACAUAUGUUGUGUGGUCAGGAGCUGGUGCUUAAAGGAGUGCUUUGCACUAACCUUGGAAAUAAAGGGCCCAUGCUUCAUGGCUUUGUCAAAAUUAUUCAUAGGCCCAAAGGCUCUGACUUGCCGAUGAGCCUCAAUAAGGGCAAAACAACUGUCCAUGGCUGCCAUUGCCCAUGGCUGUGCGCAUGCGUGAGGUAGAGGCCAGGCCAUGGAUUGGUGUACUUGCCACUUACCAUUAGUUUGUCUUAUUACAAGAUUGCAAACGAAACUGGGUCAAAGUGCAUCUCUGAAAACACUGCCAUAGUUCAAUUUGUCAUACAUUUGUAACACCAACCCUGUCUUACAUGGAUCCUCAAAACUGCCAAUAGAAUCCAUCCAGGGGUGAGUGGGAAACCAAUACAUCCCCUUAUCCACACCUAAGAGACUUAUACCCAAUAUAUCAUUUUCCCUGGUUUGCCACAAUAUACCUAAAGCUAGAGAAAGUGUAGAAUGCUACAAUGUAUAUACUAAAAUUAUGUACUAUUUUAGCCAACACUGAGUAUUCUUUACCCUGAUUAAAAUGAAAAACGUUUAUACUAUUAAUCCAAACCGUGGCUAACCCUUAAUCCUAUUUCCACACUUUUGAAUUUAGGUUGUUUUCUUUGGACUGUUUUCCUACUCACAUGCCUUGUCAGUAACUGUGCUCACAUUGUUGGUGGCUCCUGCUUAAAUGUUCUACUUGUAAAGGUAUACAUGUAAGCUUUAAUGGAGCCAAAACCAAUAAUUGGUUUUGGCUCCAUUAAAGCCUACAUGUAUACAUGAUGAUGUAUACCAAUUUAUUGUGGGAUUGCACACAUAUUAGGCAUCCUACUGAUGAACAGUUAAGGUUAAGACUUAGAUAUUUUGAGUAACAACAACUUGCUGCUUGUCCUCUUUGAAUUGUAAGACUAAAUGUAAAAGAUCUCAGAUGACCUACUUCUAGCUUAACCAGCUGUUCAUUUUUAGGUUCCUCUUGGAACAGUGGUCAAAGCAAAUAGUCAAGUGAUUGCUGACAUGACAGCCGAGAGGCAAACCUUUGUUGCUGCCAAGGGAGGACUAGGGGGACUUGGAAACUCGCACUUUAAGACCGCUCUGGAUCAAGCACCUAAGCUGUCUUCUGAUGGAACUCCUGGAGAGGAGAAAGUGGUAGAAUUGGAACUCAAAACCAUAGCUGAUAUUGGUUUGGUAAGCAAAUUCUAAAAAGGAAUAGUCAUAACUAAGGCCCUGUUUUUAUGCAGAAAAGUUGCCCUGGGAAAGAGGAUCACCCUCCAAGCCAAGUCAACUUUAGCGAGCAUUUAUAUGAGAGUGAAGUUAACCCCUUUGCCUGAGCCAAGAGCUGACAACAGUGCUCACACUUGCUCUGAGUGUCUUGCCUUGACCAAGUUGACCUGCAAGUACCUCCAAGUUUUCUCAGCAUCCCUCUGCAUGCAAAACAAAUGAGGCAAGAGUCUUGAAAAAAGAUUAUAAAAGACUAUUGGCCCUUGGGAGAGACUGCUCAAAGAAAAUCUGAAAAAUAUCCAUUUCCCUUAUAAUUCUUGUCCUCCUCUUUCAGUAAAUAUGUUAUCCGCUUGUGUGAUGUCAUGUAGAAUUAAGAGUCAUUUAAUGAUUCUUCUUUAGAUGAUUCUCUCUAAGAAACAGGAGCAGAUGAAAUAAGACUUUUAAUAUUUUAAGCUCAGCGACAUGAAGCCAGGUCUUGAUCUCCAUGUUAUUCUUUACAUUUUCUUUUACAAUAAAUUUUGCUCUUAAUUUUAAACGCAGGUUGAAUCCAAGUGUUGACAAGACAGUGUCUAAAUGGUCACCAGUGAAAGCAGUAAUGCUAAUUAUAGUAAUCUUGUAAGGGACCAAUUUCUCAUUUUUGCAGACAUGGUAGGGGUUUUGGGGGUUGUAUAGUAGUGGACAACCGUAGUAGAUUGCUAUGACCAAAAUUUGAUCCUCAUUUUUUGUUGUUCUUUAGGUUGGUUUUCCCAAUGCGGGAAAGUCCACUCUUUUAAGGGCAAUUUCCAGAGCAAGACCAGCUGUUGCUGCCUACCCAUUUACAACAAUAAACCCUUAUGUUGGUAUUCUGGAGUUUGAUGAUUACUCACAGAUUGCAGGUAGCUCUGACUAAAAAAUUCUGCUUCUGAAUAUCCAUUUGCCACAGUAUUGGUACUUAGUUCCAUUGAGUUUCCUAAAAACGCACGUCACAUGGUGACAAAUACCCACCUCAAGUUUAUGGGAUGUCACUAAUUUAAUUAGAGGUACGGCAAAACGGGCAACAUAAACAUGCAACUUGCUUUGCAACAUUGCUAUAAAACGAGUUGAAAACCGAUGUUGCGCGUUUUACACCCACGUUCAAACCUCUUUUGCAAUAAAUCAGGUUGUUGCAGUUUGCGAAAGUUGUUGGGGAAAGUAGAGAGUAGAUCCCCUUUUUGUAUCUUUACAUGUUGCGCGUUUUACCCGCCCAACUCCCGUGUGACGUGAUCUGACUCCGGCGUAAUUUUAUCCAAUCAGAAGUCAGUAUUCACGCAUCUUGUAGUAACCUGAUUUGUUGCAAGACAGGUUUGAACGCGUGGUAGUAUCUUUCCCAUUACUCCUCUGUUUCUGAAACCUCAUUGAAACACUUACUGCGUUCUUUCUGUUUUUUCCCUUUUGAAGCCAGAGGAAAAAUCUCCAGUUGUUUACAUAAGUAGGCAAUGCGCGUGCCACAAGCAGCUUUUCCUUUUAUUAGGGGUUCCCUGAAUUACGUGCUCGCAGUUAUUGGUGACUUAGGCCCGAGCGCGUGCUUUUAUAUCAGUAAAACUUGCGCGUUACAUAGGGCGCGUUCUUUACGGAAAUACAGUCGAACCUUCCGUAAGCUACCACCCAAAAUGCGAAAACUUAGUGGUCACUUACGAAAGGUGGUCGCAUACGAGAAAUCGAAUCACCGGGGUCUCUUCCGAGAUGUCCGGACACUUCUACUUUAUGGAAGAUAAUUUAUUGCAUGCAAUCUUUCAAGCCACGAUAUGUGCAGUUCCAUGUUAUUACUAAACUUCCUCCUAUAUUCUAAGUAGCAUGGUACAUACAGCGAACAUAGAGAUCAGACCAUGAAUGCGUGCGUCAAGUGGUUGCUUGCAAGAGUGAAAAAACAUGAAAAAUUAUUAAACCUUCAGACCCUAAAAGUAGUCGCGGUCGCUUACAGGAGGUGGUCGUGUACGAGAGAUUCCAACUGUAAGGCUUUGACUGGGAAAGUUUUGGUGGUCAUUUAUGAGAGGUGUUCGCAAAUAGAGGUUCAACUGUUUAAUAAGUAUAGGUAAUAGCAUGCUUUGUAGUGAUAUUUGGAAUAAAUACCACGAGUGAUAUUUCGAAAUUGUUAUACCCAAUUCACGAGCCGUUAGGCGAGUGAAAUUUGUGACAAUUUUGAAAUAUCACGAGUGGUAUUUAUGCCAAAUAUGAUCACGCACAAAUCAUGCUAUUAUUUGUUUAUACUGCUACCCGCAAUAAGAUUUGUAAUUUUCACAUGUAGGUAUUUCAAAUUAAGCUGAGAUACCACUGCUCUAAGCCAAUCAAUUUGCGGAAAUUUCUCAUCUAGAAGUAUAAAUACGUUACCGAUACGACGAAUCAUAGCGCUGGUAUUUCUUUGGACAUUUUAGUGAUACUUUGUAAACUCAAUAAUCGUUUUCUCUUUUACAGUUGCGGAUAUUCCUGGUUUAAUAAGUGGAGCCCAUCUCAAUAAGGGACUGGGACAUGCUUUUUUGCGUCACAUUGAAAGAUGUCGUUGCUUGCUCUACGUGUUGGACGUUUCUCAGGCCGACUCAGUAAACACAUUUGAAUGUCUGCGGGAGGAAUUAGAGCUUUACAAAGAACAACUCUCACAAAGACCUGGAGCUGUUGUAGCAAAUAAGAUAGACAUCGCUGAUUCUGAACGGGAAAUACAGAGACUUGAAGAGACAUCACCACUACCUGUUAUUCCAGUAUCUGCGAAGUACGGGACUGGUAUACCAGAAUUUAAAACUAAACUGCGGAAAUUGUUUCAUGACUCCCUUGUAAUAUUUUAAGCUUAAUUAUUUAUUCUUUGU
This is a messenger RNA of Porites evermanni, 5850 nucleotides long. The record is from the annotation of a GenBank genome assembly. Lineage: Eukaryota; Metazoa; Cnidaria; Anthozoa; Scleractinia; Poritidae.